Molecule: messenger RNA, 1956 nt
Organism: Spodoptera littoralis (African cotton leafworm)
Lineage: Eukaryota; Metazoa; Arthropoda; Insecta; Lepidoptera; Noctuidae
Source: the annotation of a GenBank genome assembly
AUGGACAGAGAUAGUCGUAAGGAGAUCGGUACUACUCAUGAACGUGAAGCGCCAUUGAUGACUCCAGAUAAUCCUAGAUUUCAUUUGCAUUUAGUGGCUAAGACAUCUCGGCCUUCAGAACGACCAAUAAUAAGAUCGACCAAAUGGGAGCGUCUCUCUUACUACAGGGCCCUAACAGCCACACCAUGCAAGACAGAGAUAAUUGUAAUGAAACAUGUGGAGUUGAAUGUGUGUAUUUGGUUUUAUGUACUGAAUGUGUUCUUUAUAACAUUGCCACAUUGUUUCGUCCAUUUUUUUAUGGCAACUUAUGCACCUGAAGAGCAUCUCUUUUUGAUUAAAAUGGUGCCCAUAUGCUUUGGUUUUAAAUAUUUGUUGGUUAUGGCAGGAUUUUGUGAGAUUCUUCUAUGUUUAGACACCGUAAUGAUGUUGUUUCAUUACUUAAUGGAUGGAAUUAUUAGGAAAAAUCCAUGGAACAGGUGUGAUACGAAAACUUACUACGAUGCACUUCUAAAUGUAACAAUUCAAUGUUACAAUUUACAAGAAUUUGCUGAAACAUUUAAAAAUGUAACAUUAGGAUACGAAAAGUCUUCUUAUGUGACACCAGACAAGAACUUUAUACAAAUAUCGCAGAUGGACUAUUAUAGGCAUUUAUUGCACUACAUGAAUGAGCUGGACGUAUUUCGAAACGCGUCCUACUUUUUCUUUUUAUUUCUUGGGAUCACUUUGUUUCAUCAAUUAGUUGAGACAAAAAUAUUUUGGAAGUUCCUGAAUGGAUGUCAGUGGGGAAUAAAUAUCGUUGAUCUGAUUACUUUCAUAUACUUGUUAGCGCAAAGCAGUGAAUUGACAGAAGAACAAAAAUUAGUCAUUAGAACUUCUGAAGUUAAUAGCCCUAGUAUAUUCAGCUCACAGUUUUGGUCUGCUGAUGUCGAUGUUAUAUCCGAAUCUAUAACAGCUCCAGCUGUCAUUCAUGUCUUGACCGCUAGAAGUACACAGGAGAUCUCACCAAGCACAGAUUCUGCAACCAUGGUGAUUUCAAAUGCACUAAUAUACUUGUUCAGAGUAGUGCUAUCGAAUCGUGUUCGAAUAUACGUUGAACGUCUUAUAUUAAAAGAGGUUCAUGUAGAAGAGUUUUACCCAAGAAACUAUUUCUUUUUUUGGACUAUGUUUUAUUCAAAUUUCUAUCUUGGUAAUAUAUUUACUGUAUUAUUCAUGGGAUUUUCUGGACUAAUGGAAUUUACAAUGAUUGUUGUGACUUAUCACUGUUUGAUACAAACAGUACGAUAUGAAUGGCCGACAAUAAGAAUAUAUGUAUUUAAAGGAAUUCUCUUAACUGUUGCUUUGUUCAUGUUUGUGCUUACUAGCAUUUGGACUAGAGCGAUGUUGUUCGUAUAUGGUAAAGGCAUAGCGACUAUGACAGAGUCCAUAUUUCUCUACUUACUAUACCCAGUGGGACGACUGGUCGAUGAUUACACGUUCCAUUACGGAGCGCCUCCAACUAAGUUGAGAAUUUUAAGUCUGCGAAUGGUACCUGUUUAUUACACGUUCAAAUUCUAUUUCCUCAUGAAAGCAGUUUGGAAUGUUCUAGAAGACGACAAGUAUGGAUCGUUAGUGCCACAUUACAAAUGGUCCUGGUUUAUCAUGUUGAUUCCACUCUUCGUUGGAGUACUGGUUGUGUCAUAUAAGUACUUGAUAAAACAACAUAUGACAUGCCAAUUUAUGUUUCGGCCGAUGCCUAAAUGGGGUCCCAAGGAGUUUUCUGAAAGACAACUUAGGAAGCAGUUCAGUUCCAGAUACUACAUCAGCUCAGAAGUGCCAAGAUUAUUGAGUCGUUACCUAAUGAUGAAGAGGGAAUCCAAAGUGUAUAAGGUGGAUGUUCGCUAUGAUGUCCAGAGGAGGUCCACAGUCACCAAAGCUGUAGGGUUUGGAGCUAUUAAUGGUGAUAAAAAGAAAAUUUAA